AAAUGUCCACAUGUAACAGUGAUAUUACAUAUCAUGGCUGACUCAAGUUCAUUUAUCAGUGGUAACCACUUCAACAGCAUCAUGACAUCCAGCCUCUCGCCUACUGCCUGAAGUCCCAGUUCAUUUUUGGCAUACAGUAGCUGGGCUUGUGGCACACAUAGCAAUGGCCCCUUUAGUCCGAAGUACACCUAGUCAUCACGGACACACCUCGCCAAUCGUUCCCGCUAACAGGCUGUGGUUGCAUCAGUGAGCCUUCGCUGAGGUGGAGGAGUAUCUCUGCUUCGGAGACUAAAGGAGCUUUGGGAACCCCUGCGGGCCCUCAUAAUUAGAUACAAGGUGGGACUGGUGAUACAGUGCAUGUUCCCUAUAGCUAUGCAGACAUUGAGCACCACGUACUUCACCUCCUCACACCGGCCAUGGGAGCGGUAGUAAAUGGUGCUUGCAAUGAAGGGUAGCCAGCAGCACAUAAAGAACGUGGCAGUGAGAAAGGUCAAGACCUGUGCCCGUUUCAUCUUAAGUCCAAACGAAUUCCGUUUCACGUGCUGUCUGACACUGUACACUAUCAUGCCGUUGCAGUAAACGAGAACGACAAUAGGUAUGAUGAAACAAAUGCUCAUCCUCACCCAGAAGACUGUAAGCCAGAGACUCGGAUGCAUACCGUUGACACAGAUCAUGUUAGUCUCGGAUAUGGGACGAACAGUGUAAUAGCAUAUGUCCAAGAGAGCCGAGAGCACGGGUAAACAGGCACACGAUCGAGCCACGAUUCUCCUUCUGCUUGCCGCACGUCUGUUCACCAGACACUUCAGUGUUGUCCUGUUGUGUACCACCUUCAUGUAUCUCUCUAUGUUGAUAUAGACCAUGAGAAGUAUUCCGUACUGGAAACAGAACUGUAAGGAAUAAGGGAACAAAGGACAUGUCGUUACUUGAGCUGGUUGGACAUGCUUAUGUGUACAUGUCCUCACGGGCUAAGAUUGCUGUUACCUACCGAGAUCACCCCUUUCAGCAGUUUGCACAUCACGAAGCCAAACACCCAGCCCCUCACGAGAAUCGUCUGCGUAACCCACACCGGGAUAGUCAGCAAAGUGGCUAUGUCACAGACCCCCAGAUGUGAAAAUAAGACAUCGACAUCACUGAGGACCUUCCUUUGCCUCCCCGAAUACUUUGAACAGGAACAGUAGAGCGUGAUGACCAUGUAUAAAUUGACAACCAAGCCCGUGACCAUAACCAGCGUGUGAAAGAAAGGGAUGUAAAUGGUGCGGCUGUAUUCAUAGAGACUAUAACAAUGUGAAUCCGACUCUGGGUAGUGUGAUGGUCUAUUCAACAUUGUAACAUUAUCCAGUGUGACAUUGGCAAGUGAGUCCAUUGUAGAGUUGUAGGUAUAGCAGGCCACUGACACCUUUGGUAACAGGACACGAGCCUUUAUAAGACAUGUCUAUGGUAAGUGGAACUGUAGAGCCAAGCUCAUUUGUCCAACCAAAAAAUGUCACAUCUAUGGAGUUCUGGAUGUCCAACCACUGCUGGUGAUCCAACCAAUGGAAUUUGGAGCAUCAAUACAAAGCUCCUUCGUCCAACCACUGCUGGAUAUACAAAGCUCCUUCGUCCAACCACUGCUGGAUAGCCCAAUCCCUGCUGUGACAUUGAAGGAAAUGUUACACGUAUGGCCUUCUAAACAUCCAAACGCUGCUGAGUACCCAAACAUUACUCCUACUAAAGAGCCUCAUUCACUAGUAUAGAUAUACAUUUACCCUUUAACACACCUCAUAAGUGAUAUCGGCCUCUCCCUUCACCUCUACUAUGGCGGAUAGUGUGUCUGUGGACGUCACCUCCUCAUGUGAUGCAUGGUGUGGGCAUGUGAGUCAUGAACCAGUCUCUUCAGAGAUGAUCAAGAAGCUUUACUUGAACAAGGCUGGUGUUGAUGAUGAAUGUGAUGACGUUUGGGAAGGUGCAGCUGUGUUCAUGGACAGUAUGUUGAAAGAAACACCUCUACGUUUCCAGUACGGAAACAGUUGUUUUACCGAUUUGAUAGAAAACAUGUCACAUCUAACUGUGUCCGGGAUGAAUGACAUCCUAGCAGUGGGCAGUGGGUUCGGGUUAACCGAAUGCUACAUUGCUUACAAGGUUCUUGGUGCAACGACAGUUCAUAUAACGGACAUCGAGCCUCCUCACCGCAUGGUGGAAAAACUGUCCUGUGUCGACGCAGUUGAAAAGUACACUGGAGCGGACACCUUGAUGUUUAUAUACCCCUGUUUUCAUGCUAGCGGCUACGAAGGAGUCAUCCGAACAUUCAAAGGGCAGUACAUUGUACUGGUAGGGGAGAUGUGUGUCUCUGGCCAUACCAAUCCUGGUGGUCUUUUGGAACAGAUUAGUGAUUGUUUCGAAAAAGUUGCACAUGUGGAUAUGCGUCGAGCGAAACGCUCUUAUGGGUGUCGCGAGAGUCUGGCCAUAUACAGCAGACGUUCGUAAAUGUGAAACGGGGUGUAGUUCAUGAGCCUAGCCUGUUGAGCCACUAGUCACAGUUCCAUUUGCCGUAUAUCUCUACAAUUGUCCAACCUCUUGUCUUUUACACUACACCAGGAACUGUUCUGACCUAUUAAAGUCUCCACAUUUUUGCAGACAGCACAAUCUCAUUCCAGAUCGUAUCAGAUAGUUAAGUCCUACUGCAUAUUCUAUGAUGGCCAAAGUCCUGGUGGACCAGCAGCGACAUGGCCUUGACACAGGGAAACUGACUGUACCGAUAGCUUUGUGUUCCACUCGAUCGAAGCUGGAAAGACACACUCGGGAGCUUCUAGACCGUAUGAUCGCACUGAAUAUGCCUCCACCCAUUUUCAAACUGAACUGCACCGUGAGACUUUCAGGCUUUGCCAGAUACAAGACAACUAUGACCUGUCUAGGUUUUCCAGGAUUGAAUAGAACCUUGAACGAGAUACAGACACUGCGCUCUGAACACCACACCUUCCAUCGCCUUAUGCAGGAGGUACAAGCACCGUGUGUUUAUUAUCUGGAGAAGGGGAGAUGUGCCGUCAGUGAGCCUCAAACUCCGCUCAGCUCGGAGUUCAUCUGCCCCAGACAAAUGGACAACACAGACUUCGAUUUAACAAUCACCUUAAGCGUCGAUCAAGCUCUCACGCAUCACACCAACAUUGAGGUCAACAACAACUGCUCCGAUGAUCUCAAGGAGACCUUGACAAUGGGCAUUCAUGAGGACCUUUGUAAGGUCUGGAGGUCUAUGGAGAGGGUUGUCUAUUAUGUGUUGUUAAACACCUUCCAAGCGGUCUUACAAGGACACCAGUGAACGACACACAGAAGGCGUGACUGGUCUAUAUGUGUGUCUAUGUGUGAAUGAAUUACCUGGUGUUCAUAACUGUCAGUCUUUUUAACUAUGCUCCUACCACUACCCCUAUAGUGCUUUUACAGUAGACAUUCCCUUGCCUGGAAGCCUUGUGACUUGAUGUUUCAUGGAAGCACUUUUAUCAAAUGUUUUGGUUUUGUAACAUAUAUUAUUGCUGUAAUAGAUACAUCCUUGCCAAGGGAGUGUAACAUCUAUCCAACCGUAACUCAUAUACUUAGCAGUCACUCCGGUCAAUAAUACUGCAACUGGUUUGAAUCCCAGCACAGUCAGCACAGGUGAUACAAUGUCGAACACAAGAGGUGCUUACGGUACUUUCUCUGUGGAUUACGUAGUAAUUAGAGGGGGUAAACAGGAGCUCGACUCACAUGGUCUGUUUACGAAUGACACUGUGAUGGAUAAAGACUUUAAGUACGACUUCUUAGUAGACCUGGACUCGUCGUAUAGGGGAGAGUACAGCUCUGUUCUGGACCAAGAGCUGCUUGUUCAUGAAUACACACGGUACAUAACCAAUAGACUGAAGGGCUUUGAAAGCACAUGGCAGCAGGAGGAACGGCGCGUACUGUUUGUGUCUUCCAGUUACAUACCCAGACCCUUGAUCUCGAUCACAGGAGCUAGGAAGGAGAUGAUAUCCUGUUUUCUCAAGUGUUUCAACAAGGUGUAUGUGGUGAACGGAGAGUCAUUGUGCAACCCGGUGUUUGUGGACAAGUGGAGUGCUGAACAACAGCUCCCUGACUAUCUGCUGGAUGCUGAUGCUGUUCUGGACAGUUACAUACCUGUGCCCUUGAGCAACGCAAAACGUUUAUCACUCAUGUCUGGCGAGCAGGAGGAGGACAUUCAAUUGGAUACGUAUCUCCUGUAUACAGAGGGCCAUAUCACGUAUAUCACAAUGUCUCAGUAUGUGACGCGUCUUAGGCUACAGUGGAGAUCUAAGGCUGGAGUGUUCGAGAGGAAGCGUAACUGUCAGUAUGUGGUACAGCCCUGUGGUGGAAUUGUCUUUAUCCGUGAAUUUCACUCCUUGAAGAGUGUGUUUCUCUUGAACAAACUUAUUUCCUUGUUAGCGUAUAUAUUUUGAUCCUGAUUCAGUAGGCUAUGUAGCAUAUACAUGUGGGUCUAUAUGUAUCAUUUAUUGUAAUAAACAGUGACACCUGCGUAUGAGACUUUGUAUUUCGUUUCACACUCAACACUUUGCUACUAGUCCAGCAUUCCCAUACCUGAUCCUGUGUCCACAUACAUUGGUUGGAUAUAUGGGGUAACCACUCUCUUUACACAUCCAGAGCUACAACGUUAUCAGUGUUUUGGUGACAGAGCUAGGAUGAAGCUCUCUGGAACCCAUGUACGUGGACAUGUCAGUUGUAUGUAGCUUAAUCAUACCCCUCGUAGACUUCACUUUGGGUAGGUUGAAUCAGCCAUGGGUGGAUGAUACAUAGAUGGCAGGGGAAGGGGAUGUGUUUCAUGGGGUAUAAAAGGAAGCAACUGCUCCUGCAGGAGCCAUUCAUAGGCUGCACUCUCUGUAAACACAGUCAAGACUCCACUCUGUCUAGCACUUGUAUAGAACCGGCCACUAUGGAAAUGCACAUUGUUAUCAACGUGUGUAUGCUGUUCACUGCAGCAAGUACAUUUGAGUGUUGUGCGUUGACAAGAGCGCCAGGUCUUACACCUGAGAGACCUGAACCCAUCACCAUUGUAGCAACAAUGGGAAACACUGUCAAGUUGCCGGGAUACUUGGAGAGUCCCGCUGAGCCUUUCUAUAAAGACAAUAACGUUGUGUAUGCUAGGGAACACAUAUAUGAGGUUACGGCGACCCCAGUGGGGUCCCAGGUUAUAAUUCGCUUCCUCACGUGCACCGACGAAGGCACUUACAGGAUAGGAAAUGAGACCUUCACUCUGAGUGUGAAGUCAGGCACAUGUGCUAUGUUCUACUAUACUGCCAAGGUUGACACGGUUAAGAGGGCAGCCUUUGUUAAGCCGCUGAAUGGUGUCAUUACAAUCUCUAUGCUCUACAUAGAACCUGGAAAUCGCAACAUGUGGAGUUUAAUUGAAGUGUGGAAUGACACUAUGAGCAGAAUGUUAAGCCCACACCAGUGCUGUUUCAUUAUCAAUGAAGGCACCACGUUCGGGGGAUAUGGUGAUAAGCAAUACCAUUAUUUCAUGUAUCAGAGACAUGGGCAAGCUGACAUGUCAUGCUCCAAUGUCCAACUAGCAGCCUCGGCGCGUGCCACCACCACUACAACAACCCGAAGAAACCCAAUGUUGACCAUGCCAGAUCUGAAGGAGUUGGAGGAUGUGAGGACACCGGUGAAACUGCUCAACAUCAGUGACAGUAUACGGAACCUGAAGAGGAUGAUAGACGGAUUGGAAAAGUCUUGGCCGUCUGCUGGAACUAACCUCCAAACACACAUCCUUACACCACUGUUCAUUACGAUGGCAACGCUGAUCAUGUCCAUUUAGUCAUGUGCCGAUUAUAUCUGUUGCUUGUCUUGUGUAGUGCAAGCAAUAGUGUACCCUCUACUGUUGGACUUUUGUAUAUAACACUCACAUAUAGGACGCAUGUGAUGCAUUUCUUAUUAAAUCAUUUAUUGAUGAUAUAUCUGCUUUUGUGACAGUACAAUGAUACCAUAUCAAUCAUGAAUGUAUAAGGAUAUUGAAUAAAACAUGUAA
This is a messenger RNA of Salvelinus namaycush (lake trout), 6007 nucleotides long. RefSeq lists its product as uncharacterized. The record is from RefSeq and is a predicted model, not a curated record. The transcript is spliced from 2 exons. NCBI's taxonomy places the organism in Eukaryota, Metazoa, Chordata, Actinopteri, Salmoniformes, Salmonidae. Bases 4766 to 5797 code for a protein of 343 amino acids.